AUGACCGAACCAGGAUUUGGUCACAAGCGAUCCAAGAGUGGCUUGGCGCGUACUCUUCUUCACCGCGACAAGUCCAAGAGCGAAAAUCGAGACGAGAGUAACAACGCCGGCGGUACCUCGCCCACGUCAGCCGGAUCGUCCCCUUUCGCCGAACCGCAACACAACCGGCAUUCAUCAUUAUCGUUGACAAAAACGCGAAGUAAUAGAAGAGUAGGGCCCGAAAUCACAAUGGAAUCGCCAUCCGUGUCAGGAGGUGAUGUCUCCUCGCAUGCGGGGGCGAUCGACAGCCCCGAGAAACCAGCCUCCCUCAAGAACAUCCCAGAAACCAAUGCCGUAUCAAUCGAACAAUCAGUGAAGACAUUCCGUCUGUUUGAGAUUCUGCGCAGCGGCGAUACUACUUCCAUCUCCAGGGCGCUGAGAGAAGCCAAAGAGCAGAGUGCCGCUGGUGGACCGGCGGCAGGAACUACGAUACUUCAUUUGGCUAUACAAUGUGCGGAUCUACAAGUGGUGGAAUAUGUCGUGGCUAGCGGAGCAGAUAUUGAUGUCAAUGCCCGGGAUCGUGAAGGAAAUACACCAUUGCAUCUCGCGGCCCAACUUGGUCGGGACUCGGUCGUUCAGUCACUGUUGGAUUUGCCUCAGAUCGACGACUCCGUUGCAAACUAUCGGGGGCAGACUGCCCUCGACCUCGCGCGUACCCCCGAAAUCUUCGAAAAGCUGCAGCUUUCUCGUUCGCUCUUCAUUGAUACAAAGACAAAGCAAAUUCAGGAUAUGGUUGUUCGCGCAGACUACGAAGGCUUGGAGAAGCUACUUGAAGAGCCACGUGUACAAGGCAACCUUGAUGUGAACGCGCUGGAAUUGGUGACGGAUACUGUCACCGCACAAUCAGGAGGAACUUUGCUUCACGAAGGUGCUAGGAAGAAGGACACAAAACUGUUACAAAUACUACUCCUGCACGGCGCCGAUCCCUUCAGACGUGACAAGAAGGGAAAGCUCCCCCAAGACGUGACAAAGGACGACAAGAUACGAGCAAUCGUGAAGAAAUCGCCCGCUGCCAUUAUCGCCCAGCGCGGUAUUCAAGAAAGAGCCAUCCUAGGCAAUGCUCCCUCUCAAGCUGCUAGUUCUAGCAGAGUUGUGAGCGCAGAAGUCACUCUUGCCGGAAAGGAUGCCAGAGAAAUGAAGGGUUAUCUGAAGAAAUGGACAAACUACACCUCAGGUUUCAAGUUGCGUUGGUUUGUCCUUGAAGACGGAGUUCUUAGCUACUACAAACACCAAGACGACGCGGGUUCCGCUUGUCGAGGUGCUAUUAGCAUGCGUAUUGCGAAAUUACACAUGGAUGCGCAGGACAAGACUCGUUUUGAAAUUCUCGGAAAGUCGUCCGUAAAAUACCAUCUGAAAGCGAACCAUGUAGUGGAAGCCAAGAGAUGGUUCUGGGCUUUAAACAAUGCCAUUCAGUGGGCCAAAGAUGAAGCCAAGGAAGAAGAAAAACGACGAAACAGGGAUGCGGAGUUUUUGCAGGCCAAAAUACAUAACGUGGAAAGCCGCGCGUCUGAAGGACCAGCCUCUGAGCUGGCAUCAGUCGGCUCCAAGCUCAACGUUAAAGGCGGUUCUGUUGUGACUGAUCCGAAGUCCAGCUUCACGCGCGUCAAUACCCAUACAUCGCGCACCACUGCCGAUCCUCUCGGUGAUGAUGAUGCCUCCGCUUAUGGCUCCUAUACCCAGAGCAUUGCUCAAACCGACGUGAACCGUGCCACCGGACCUCCAGGCGGAAUUGAUGAAGAGGCUGACUAUGAGGACUAUCACGAUUACGCUUCAAGCCACGACGCCCAACCAUCCAACAAGGAUGCUUUUUACAUCACAGCCCAGUCAGCGAAACUACAAUUAGACCUGUUGUCAAAUGUGUCCGCUUCUCUUUUGGCGGAGAAAACAAAAAACCCCGAACUUACCGUGUCCGAUCCAGUGAUUGAUCAAGCCCUAUCAACUUACGAGUCAGCGGUGGGCAGUCUCAACGAUCUUCUUGCAAACUUGAUGAAGAUUUCCCGGGACAGAGAUGCUUAUUGGCAAUACCGUCUUGAUAAAGAGUCUGAUACACGUAAAAUGUGGGAAGAAAGCAUGGCCCGCAUUGUGCAGGAACAUGAGGAGCUUCAGCUCAAAGUCGGUGAAUCCGAAGAAAAGCGCAAAAGGACGAAGAAAGCGCUUAAGGAGGUUCUCGAAAAUACCGCUGGAGCUGAAGUGGGACGUAUGCCGUACGGUGACCACACCGAGGAAAAAGAAACAUUUGAAGAAGCAAAAUCCGAAGCUUUGGACCAUGGUGCACGACAAGCCUCUGUCAGCGAGGCCAAACAAGUCAAAGUUGAUGAGGCCGCGACAAAGAGUCAGACUAUAUCGGAAUAUGCAGACCUUGCCGAGUCUGACUCUGACGAUGAAGACGAGUUUUUCGAUGCCAUUGACAAUGAAGACGUUGAAGUCGGCCCAAUGCUGUCUAGCGACAAACUUGUUGAAUCAAAAAUUGUUGACAGUGAAACAGCUGAUUUGCGGUCAACCAAGCUUGCUGCUAUAGAGUCGGCAUACAAGGGAUACGAAGACCCAGUACGGACAAGAUUGAAAAUGGACCAGGAUGACAGGCCUAAGUUGUCUCUCUGGGGCAUUCUGAAAUCCAUGAUUGGUAAAGACAUGACAAAAAUGACUCUUCCGGUGUCUUUCAAUGAGCCAACCUCGCUUCUUCAGCGUGUUGCUGAAGACAUGGAAUAUGCCGACCUUCUGGAUAUUGCUGCCGAUCGUACUGAUUCACUGGAACGUUUGCUUUACGUCGCUGCCUAUGCUAUCAGCGAGUAUGCUUCUACUAUUGGCCGAGUUGCUAAACCGUUCAACCCCCUAUUAGGAGAAACGUUUGAGUAUACUCGACCAGACAAACAGUAUCGAUUCUAUGUUGAGCAAGUCAGCCAUCAUCCUCCAAUUGGUGCUGCCUGGGCUGAAUCACCUCGAUGGGACUAUUAUGGUGAAUCCGCUUUGAAAUCCAAGUUCUAUGGGAAAUCGUUCGACAUCAACUUGUUGGGAACUUGGUUCUGCAAGUUACGUCCUAUCACAGGCGAAGAGGAGGUGUAUACAUGGAAGAAGGUGACUUCUUCAGUCAUUGGUAUCAUCACUGGUAAUCCUACCGUCGAUAACUACGGGCCGAUGGAGGUCAAGAAUUGGAAGACUGGAGAAACGUGCUAUCUAGACUUCAAAGCUCGUGGUUGGAAAGCAUCAUCUGCAUACCAGGUUACUGGAAAGGUGGUUGAUGCUUCUGGAGUUACAAGAUAUAGCAUCGGUGGACGAUGGAAUGACAAGAUCUUCGCUCGCGCGGUAUCGGGGCAGAAUGGUACCGAACCUGAUGAAUCUUCCAAGGCUAUCUUGCUCUGGCAAGCCAAUGUUCGACCCAGUGGUAUCCCUUUCAAUCUGACACCAUUCGUGUUGACUCUGAACGCGAUCCCCGAUCGCCUCCGACCAUUCUUACCACCAACUGAUACCCGACUCCGUCCUGACCAGAGGGCCAUGGAAGAUGGCGAAUAUGACCUAGCGGCAACGGAGAAACAUCGUGUCGAAGAAAAGCAGCGAGCAAAACGGAGGGAGCGAGAACAGAAUGGCGAGGAGUUUGUUCCUCAAUGGUUCCAGAAGGCCAAGUGUCCAGUCACUGGCGAGGAGUAUUGGGAGUCAACUGUGCCCAAACCAAUCGAUCUCGAAAUGGUGAGCGAAUACACUUGCAGUCGCUGUAUGCAGGUUCUCAAGCCUCACCUUCACUAUCGAAUGAGUUUCUCUACUCUCAGGCGCCUACCUUCGCAGGCCAGCCGAAGAUGUAAUUUUUCCACGACGACGGGACCGCGAAGCUCGCCGGUACGAAUCGCAAAUGGCGGCAACUGCAGUCAAUUCAAGGCUUUGAACACGACUUCUUCAGUGGCAGUGAAUGCUGAACGAAGCUCAUUGACAUUACCAAACAAGCAAGUUACACGUAACGUUCAAUCCGCCGCCGCAUUUGUCACUCCCCCCACGGCUUCACGAGAGACGGCAGCACUACGACGACCGGACAAUCUCUUCCAUCACUACGGAUCGUCACCUUCGCCAAUCAUACGGAAACGAGCUGAAUUCAUUAAGCAGAAUGCCUUCUGUCCGCAUCCGAGCCAUCAGCAAACUCGCGCGCCUACAGGCACCGCCAAAGACAAGGAGGUAGCUACCGGAACUCUCCCGCCAGCACAUGCCCACUUCGAAUGUCCCGAUUGCGGUGUACCGUUGUAUUGUUCGGAGGAGCACUGGAUGGACGACUUUGAAGCUCACCUCAAAGUUUGCGAGACGAUUCGACAGAUCAACGAAGAUGAUCAUGAUUUAGUCUCUGGUCGUUUCUUUCCAGAAUUCUCGUACCCAGGCCCGCAGGAUGAUAAUUUUGUGGUGAAUAUGACGAAUUGGGACACGUUCCUGUAUACACGAGAGUUCGAGGCGAUUGAUAAUGAGAGGAGUAUGAGGCAGGUGACGCGGAUGUUGACUUAUCCCACUACAAUUGCUAGUGUUAUACAUGAAUUGAGUCCGUACACUGUGCACAAGGGGGGUAGACUGACGGCUGAGGGACUGAAGAGUUUUAGCGCUCUCCGAUACACACUCCACCCACCCAAACAAGGAGAAGGUAAAGACAUCCGCGGCCUACGACUCAAGGCGCCACCAGUUCGCAUCUUCAUUCUCGGAGCCCGCGCCGAAUCCUCUUUGCCCCGCGAAGUUUGGCUUCAGCUCACGCACAUGUUCCCCAACGCCCUGAUCAAUCUCAUCUUCAUCGGACCCGAGAGCAUGGCCAACCGUGAUGAUGAGUUCCCCUUGCCCGAACGCACAGCCUCCAACCCCUUUGGCGCAAUUGUCGAAGAUCGAUUGGGGCCUCAAAUGAAAAUCACAACCUACGUCGAUUACUUCCAUACCAUGCAUGACGCACAAUACUUCUACCCUUACGACCCGUACUUUGACUGCUUCAUGCUCUUCCACCCCGGCUUGGGUCAUCCAGCAAGCUCCCACGAAUGGGCGGAAACACUCCCGAAACUCCUCGAGACAAAAGUGCCCAUUAUCUGCACCGGGUAUACACAGGAAGAUCUGGAGCGCGACAUCAACUGGGUUCGCGAUAAAUGCGCGGGAGAGUUUGAUGUAUUACUUGAACCGGGCGAGAAUCGGUUCAGGAGUUUGAGGUGGGAUUUGAAUGAUAUGGAUCCUAGUGAUGUUUCGGCUGGGAACUGGGGGGUUUGGGCUUUUAGGGGGAAGAGGUACGAAGCAACGCAGAAGGAUGGUACAAUUGCCGUUUGA
Talaromyces marneffei is the source of this 5310-nucleotide messenger RNA. RefSeq lists its product as uncharacterized. Bases 1 to 5310 code for a protein of 1769 amino acids. The transcript is spliced from 8 exons. Gene Ontology annotation, molecular function: protein binding; sterol binding. Gene Ontology annotation, biological process: piecemeal microautophagy of the nucleus; maintenance of cell polarity; endocytosis. Gene Ontology annotation, cellular component: membrane; intracellular membrane-bounded organelle; nuclear envelope. NCBI's taxonomy places the organism in Eukaryota, Fungi, Ascomycota, Eurotiomycetes, Eurotiales, Trichocomaceae. The record is from RefSeq and is a predicted model, not a curated record.